Messenger RNA from Colletotrichum acutatum, 1188 nucleotides. RefSeq lists its product as uncharacterized. The transcript is spliced from 3 exons. The record is from RefSeq and is a predicted model, not a curated record. NCBI's taxonomy places the organism in Eukaryota, Fungi, Ascomycota, Sordariomycetes, Glomerellales, Glomerellaceae. Bases 434 to 1030 code for a protein of 198 amino acids.
UCGUCAGCAACGAAAGGGCUCCAUUUUAUUAUUAGUGCGUAAGUCAAAACCGCCCAUUCCUCAACGCCUCGUUCAUAGCUCUCGCCCCUUCGCCCGUCCGCCCGCCCCAAUCACCCUCAAUUGGGCCAAAAAGCCAUGUGUUGUUGGCUCGAAUAGGCGUUGGACGAGUCACCCCUCUAGGCCUUGGCCUGGCUUGGGGAUACUUUAGGAAUGCAGCAAAAAGACUGCAUAUGGACGAAAAGGAGAUGUCUAUAAACAUACACAAGACGGAUUGCUGACCAGGAAACGCACUGCAGUCGAUAUUAAUAUUUGAAUUUUGUCAAAUCUUCUUGUAACCUUUUCUCCAACCACAAGAAAGCAACUUGCCCGUACAUAUACCGAAAGGGAUCUUUUUCGACACCGGUUCAGCAUAUAUACAUCCCCAUAAAUCACAAUGCCUUCGUUCAAGAGCACCGUCUUCGCCGUCGCUGCGGCCUUUGUCGCCACGGCCCAGGCCGAUUACUACGUCGAGCCCUCAUCCGUUCCUCUGGCCACAAGAAAGGCCUGGUGCGCCGACGAGAAGAACACAUGCCCCAUCAUCUGCCAGCAGGUCGAGCCCCGUACGACCCUGGUGAACGACUGCGACCCUGAAACCCUCACCUACGGCUGCAUCUGCGGCGACAAGAACCAGCCCAACAUGACCGAGUACUCCCUCACCCUGCCCUACCACGUCUGCCAGGAGUUCGGCAACCAGUGCGUCAAGGCCUGCGGCCUCGGCGCCAACCAGUGCGCGUCAAAUUGCCGCCAGAACAACCCCUGCGGCGCCCAGAAUCCCACCCGCCAGAACUCGACCUCCACCGCCGGCACGGCCACCGCCUCCGCGACGGCCUCUGAGACGAGCGGCGCCAUCUACACCGGCCUCGGCGACUCUGGCUCCUCCUCUUCCGGCUCGUCGUCCGGCAGCGGCGCCGCGGCCCUGGAAAUGGGACGCAGCGCUGGCUUGGCUGUCCUCGUCGGUAGCUUGAUUGGCGGUGCUGCUCUCCUGCUUUAGAGUGAGCACGCUUGCCCAAACAAUUACGGGGGAUCAAAGAAAAUAAAGAAGAGAAAAGAGAUGGAAGUAGGAAGAAUGGUGGAGGAAGAAGCGUCGUUUAUUGCCGUGUGUUCUGUCACGUCCGCUCUUUUGAAUACCCUCUUGCACAAAGUUUUUUU